AUGGAAGGAAGUUCCAAAGCCUCAGGGCUGUGCAAGGCCGCAGCCCAGAACCUGUGCUUUUCAGGAGAUGAAAGCUUUGCUGGCCUCACGUGGCUCCUGUGGUUCUCCCAGGAAGUCCAGCAUGUUUCUGUUCUCUCACGUCUUGAGAUCACGAAUGGAAUUAAAAACGAGAAUCAAAAAUGGGAAGAUCCAGAGGAGGCAGAAGUGAAGAAGGCCCUUUGGAGAAAGUCUAGUGGCCUUUUUUGCCACCCUGAGACCAAGAGAGACAGGAAGGGUGAGCCUAUGCCGAGAGAGCCACACAGACGUUCUCCAGAUGAGCGUGAGGGGACGGCCCCGUCCCAGGACAGGGGUCAGCAGACACUCUGUGCUGGAGAGAAGGCCCGAGCAAAUCUGAGCAGAGAAACCUGCUCUCAGGGAUCUCUCUGUCGCCACCAGCCAGGCCCCGAACUGGAAAAAGCUUCUAAGUGUCAGGAAUGUGGGAAAAGCUUUAGCCGAGGUCCUUACCUUGUUCGGAAUCGGAGAAUCCACACCGGAGAAAAGCCUGACAAGUGCGGCGAAUGCGGGAAAGGCUUCAGCUAGCGCUUCGACCUCACUGCCCACGCAAGGACACACACGGGGGAGAGACCCUACCGCUGUGGGCAAUGUGGGAAAAGCUUCAACCAGAGGUCUGGCCUCAGUGUCUACCGGAGGACCCACAAUGGGGACAAGACUUACCGGUGCACCGUCUAUGGGAAGAGCUUCAACAGCUCCCAGCUCAGCGCUCACCGGCAAGCCCACGCCUGGCGGAGCCCCCACCUGUGUGCCCAACGUGGGAGAAGCUUCGGCAGCAGCUCCCACUCCAGUGGCCACCAGAAAACGCACACUGGGGAGAAGCCUCACAACUGCUCUGUGUGAGAGAAGUUUCACUAAGCUCCAUCCCCCCAUCUGCCAUCAGGGGGCACACGAGGACGACACCUCACAUCGCCAGGAAAGGACACACGGUACGGGGCUGGAGAGCCAACAGGCCAAUUCUGUACAUUGACGGGUCUCCUGGAGGUUCUGUCUGCUCACGGAGGCUUCUGCUAGCCAGUCCCAGGCUUCCAGGCGCAGCAGGAGACUCACAAGUGGACCUCGAGAACCUCGGGCAGGAGUAGCAAUCAGCGUGAGAACACCGAGCUUGCUUUCCCGGUCUGCCUGUGACCCACAGUCCCGUGUCACCAUGGACUUCCAUCUGCUCUCAAGAAAGGGGGCUGCGGGAUCCAAAGUCCUGCCAGAAAUCGAGGGUAACCGUGUUCCGAACAGAGGAUAGGUGGCUAGGGGCCUGGGAAGUGUUCCUGGGGCAGGUCAGGGGAGAAAUUUUCCCUCAUGGGAAGCACAUCUCGAAGUAGCCGCCUAGAUGUUUCCUAACCCAAGAAUGACCUGUAGGCAUCUGCUUGCAGGAACGUCUACCUCCGAGUCGAUCACUGCUGUGUAUCCCAGUCACCCAGAGAAGACGGCAGAGCUGGAGGGAUGGCUCAGGCCACCAGGUACUACUACUCUAAGUGACUUAAUCUCAGAGCAAGUGUGACACCUGGGUUCCUCUAAGAUUUCUCCCAUGUAUGGCCCCAACCCAGGUUCUUGCUUUCUGGUCUGGUACAGUUAACCGUUGCCACAGGUUCAU
Prionailurus viverrinus (fishing cat) is the source of this 1639-nucleotide messenger RNA. RefSeq names its product zinc finger and SCAN domain containing 32 (gene ZSCAN32). The record is from RefSeq and is a predicted model, not a curated record. Gene Ontology annotation, biological process: negative regulation of transcription by RNA polymerase II. Lineage: Eukaryota; Metazoa; Chordata; Mammalia; Carnivora; Felidae. Gene Ontology annotation, molecular function: DNA-binding transcription repressor activity, RNA polymerase II-specific.